UUGCCUCCAGGAGUGUGGGUGCCCUCCCAGCAAUCCCGAAGCUAUUCCGGCAGCGUCCGGACCGCAUCGGAGGGGUCUAGAAUCCGGCGUCCGCGCCUCAGCCCGAUAUCUCCCCCGCCUGACGCACGCGUGCUGACGGGGGAAGGGAAGGGGAGGGCCGCUCCCGCACACCGCUCGCAGUCGGGGUACCGGGAGGAGAUGCCGGGCCCGGGUCAGGCGUCCGGCUGGACCGAGUGCGGCUCCUCCGCAGAGCCGCCCGCAGCGGCCGAGACCGAGGGUGGAGGCGGCGGAUCAGCUGGACAUUGUUUUUACCAGAAUUCCAAAGGUACUGAAAGAAUCAAAGAUGGACACAAAGUGGAUUUACACACAGCCAGGCUGCAAGAGUUAUGGAAAACUCCUCAAAUUCAAACAAUUCACUUCCCUAAAACAAUGAUGGAUGCAUCCUUUCUAAAGCAUCCAGACCUCACCACAGGCCAAAAGCGUUAUCUGUGCAGCAUUGCUAAGGUCUAUAACGCAAACUAUCUGAGAACAUUAAUGAAGAGGCAAUACAUGCACGUCAUUCAGCGCAGCUCACAAAAGCCAGGUGUCCUCACUCAUCACAGGAGCCGCCUCAGCUCUCGUUACUCACAGAAACAGCAUUACCCCUGCACUACAUGGCGACAUCAACUGGAGAGAGAGGACUCAGGGCCAUCUAACAUUACAGCAGCAUCUGCACCUGAGAUGAUCAUACAGCAUUCCCUUUGGCGUCCAGUGAGAAACAAAGGAGGGUUGAAAACUGGAUACGCAUCUAAAACAAGAUGUAAGUCGCUGAAGAUUUUUAGAAGACCAAGCAGACUGUUCAUGCAACCAGUUACUACAAAUGAUUCUGAAUCAUACCUGAAUGAAGAAAAAAAGGAAGAAGAUUUACUAAAUAAGUGCAUGCAAUCAAUGUCAAUUGAAGAACAGGGAGAACAUCUGAUGUUAACUUGACAUUCUUGUCUUGAAUAUUGAAUUUAAACAUUGACCUACAUCCAGAUAACGUGCCAAAGGUGGGGGGAAAGGAGUUGUGAAUUGAUUGUGUAUUCUUUCUGCGUUUAGCAUAGUGUUGUUAUUCAUCAUUAAGUCAUUAAGUAAUUUUGGUUUGUUCAGAAACUUUUACAACAAUGUAAUUCCUUGAUGUAGUUCACUAUACAAAUGAUAUUUGUGUAAUAAAGUUUGCGUGUAAGAUAUGUCUGUAUUUCUGGCUAGACACAAUUAAAAUUUUUCUUGUCACUUAAAAUUGAAUUAUUUUUCUUUAAAUCUGAUAUAUGCAUUGUAUAAUUGCUUCUCUGUUUUCAACAAGUCUUAAGGCAACAUUUAGAAUAUCCUACAAUUUUCCUGAUUGGGCUAAGAAAAACUGAAACAUCCUGAUAUAGAAUAGCAUUUGACAGAGGUAGUACCCUGGCUUGCAAAGUAGGCAUUCAAUAAAUAUUUGCUGCUUGAAUACAACUUAAAAAUGGGAAUACUGAUUUGCCUAUUUUAUUAAAAUUGCCACAUAAACACUUUCACUUUCAAACUAGAUUAAGCUGGGAGAAAUUGUUUAACCUAGUGAAAAUUAUAUUUUCACUCUAGUGUACUUCCCUGCUAAAUUUUAGUGAUUUUUUUUUUAAUAUUUUGUUAAACCUUGAAAAAAUGGGGAGUAGGGCAAUUUAAAGCUACAGUUUGAAGAAUCACUGCUGAUUUAAUAUGUAAAUAGGUAGAAAACCAAUAGAAAAUAAAGUUUGAGUUCACACUAUGACAGAAUGUUGUAAGAAAUAAGAGAAAUCUGAAAGGUCAUCUCAUCUACUUCAGCACAUUAAGUAAUCUGCAUAGUUUCAUUUGGUUUCUCAUUUUUUAUGUUUUAAUUAAACAAAGGUUAUCAAUAAAGUAUAAAUGAAAGACAAAUGUUUAUUACUGAAUGGAGAAGAGAAAAAUGUAUACAAGGAAGUCUAAAUUCUUUAUCCUCAUGCAUUUAAUAAAGUUCCAAAUAACAACUUUGAAGAUAUUUACAAAGACAAACUUUUUCUUUUCUUAACAUGUGACCAUUUACUAUG
Molecule: messenger RNA, 2051 nt
Organism: Choloepus didactylus (southern two-toed sloth)
Lineage: Eukaryota; Metazoa; Chordata; Mammalia; Pilosa; Megalonychidae
Gene: FAM216A
Product: family with sequence similarity 216 member A
Exons: 7
Coding region: 199-969 (256 amino acids)
Source: RefSeq, a predicted model, not a curated record